Molecule: messenger RNA, 537 nt
Organism: Hibiscus syriacus
Lineage: Eukaryota; Viridiplantae; Streptophyta; Magnoliopsida; Malvales; Malvaceae
Exons: 2
Coding region: 1-537 (178 amino acids)
Source: RefSeq, a predicted model, not a curated record
AUGAGUUCAGCCUCAUUUGCUGCCCAUCUAACCCUAUACCAGCACACACGAAUUAACUCAAAACCAUUUCUGCAUAGACCUUCCCUCCAUAAUAUUCAUGGUGGAAUAACUUGUAUUUAUAGCAAUUUCCAUUCAUCAUAUUUGAAGCAGUCUUUGGUUCCGGUAACUUACCCUUCACGGCAGCAACGAGGCCUAUCGACUCUAGUGCCAUCGGUUGCCAAGCUUUCUGGUUCGGAAGAGGAGGAUUCGCUAGGAGCCUUGGAAACGGUUCUCAAGCUUUACUCGGCGAUCAAGAACCGAAACAUACGUGAACUAUCUGAUAUCAUCGACGAUGAAUGUCAAUGCAUCUGCAAUUUCUUCUCGUGUUUCCGACCUUUACAAGGGAAAGAGCAAGUGACUGAAUUCUUCACUUCUUUGAUAAAGUAUAUGGGAAAUCACAUUGAAUUUGUGGUGCAAACAACACUGAAUGAAGGGAUGGUUGUUGGCAUCCAUUGGAGAUUAGGUUUGCCCUUCCUUCACAACAUUAAAUUUCAAUAA